UAUACUCCCCUCUCCCAUUUUCUUCUUUUCGUGUCAUGGGUGGGUUGAUACUAGCAGACGACUUGAGACGAUAAAUAUGAAGGAGUGGGGGGACAGUAAACACGGUGAAAGUUCUCCUGUGCAACAGUCGAACACAACACUAGGACUUCAAGAAUGUAUUAACUUGUGCUAUUGACUUCAACACUGGAUUUAUUUCUUAUCUUUUGUGUUGUGUUUUUUUUUUAUUUCUUCGUGAGAAGGAUUAAACUAAUUUUGUUUGGAAAUUGUGGAAUUCAAGGUAAAAGAAAUAUCGUGCAAAUGUACAGCUAAAUCCGAAUAAGGUGUGGGGGAAGUCCCUUGUGCAACCUUUUUACCAUAUAGACAGUCAGAGUGAGUUGAUAUAAGCUUUGUAAAUACCUAGAUAAUAAGCUUACAAAUGUUAAUACGUGUUCAAGAAGUUGAAACCUGAAGAUUUGAUUCAAUGAAGCAUCGCUUAAAAACGUCUCGUAAAAUGGAUUAAAACAUUCUUAUGCGUAUACAUAUGUGUUGAAAUGGAUACAAGAAUGACAUGUGUGCUAUAUUUCCAAAGCAUUGGUUUCUUUGUCUUCACUUUAUUGUCUGGCCAGGUAGAAGCUCAAGAUCCAUGUCAAUACACUGGAAAGACUGAACUAUUUUUAAAAGUUCUUGAAAAUAUUCAACUUAAUGAAGUUGUGUACACAGCUCCUUUUACAGAAAACUAUUCCAUCAUCUCAAUCGAUGCUAUUAUCUUAACACCAUCAUCAAUUGGCCUGUUUGCAUUUAACAUAGAGAACAGAACUCUAUAUGUUAAUGAUACUCUUGAUGCUGAGAAAAAAUUACCCAGUCCUAGGAUAGAAAUAAAAUGUACAGAGCGAGCCACAAGUCGAACAAAAAGUAUAUAUGUAAUGAUAUCUAUUGAUGAUGUCAAUGACAAUGCUCCUGUAUUUCUAAAAUCUAUCUACAGUAUAACAGUGUCUGAGACUGCUGAUGUUGGAACAGUUAUCACUUCAGAUGUGAAGGCAGUUGAUGCUGAUCUAACUCCAGCAUUUAACAUUGUUUACUACAGCAUAUUAGAUGGACCUUAUUCAGAUUAUUUUAGCUUAGCACAGAUGUUGUCAACUGAUCUCACAUUGGCCAAGAAACUAGAUUUUGAAACCAUUCAACAAAUGAAUCUUACCAUCAUGGCUAAGGAUAGUCCUAAAGAAGGAAUAUCAUUUAACACUACCUGUCUGCUUAUCAUUAACAUCAAAGAUGAAGAUGACCAAAACCCAGUAUUCAAUGCCUCCAUGUAUAGAGGAACAGUGAUUCACAAUGCUAGUUUGGGCUCUGUGGUUCCUAUUGAACCUAACAUUUUUGCUUAUGAUCCAGAUGUCACUUUCCAUACAAAUGUGACAUAUUCAUUUCAUGGUGAUGAAUUCUUUUAUGCACAGUGGAAUCCAUUCCUUUCUGGACUAGAUUUGUUCUCUCAGAAUAGUUCUGGUCAGAGCAACUCAAUACUGGAUAUCAAUCCUGUCAAUGCCAUGGUUACCCUCAAGUCUAAGCCAGAAGCAUCAGAUGUUUACUUGUUGAUACAGGCAACACAAGUAGAUAAUCCUUCCAGGUAUGGUGUAGCUUUACUGGCCAUACAGGUACAAGGAUCCAAUGUCAAUGCCCCAGUGUUUACCAGGACAGCAUACAAUGUGGUCAUUACAGAGUUUUUCCCCAAAGGUGAAGUGGUGACUACUGUUGUGGCCAGUGAUGCUGACAGUGGUUCUAAAAUACUGUACAGCCUCGAUGAUGCUACAUUGCAUUUUUCUAUAAAUAAUCUUACUGGAGAUGUUCUACUAAUGAAAGAACUGAACUAUCUCAAUAAAUCUCAGUACAUCAUGCGUGUCUCAGCAAGUGAUGGAACCCUGCAAACAAAUGCCAGCUUGACAGUCAGUAUUUGGCCUGGCAAUAGAUAUCCUCCACAAAUAUUGACAACAUCACAACAUGUACAGGGGCAGAGAGUUAAAGGAUUUUUUGUUAUCAAAGUCCAAGCUAAUGACAGUGAUAUUGGGACAAGGUUAUCAUACACACUAAUGACUUAUGCAGACUUGUUUUCAAUUGACCAACAAGGACAAAUUAAGAUAACUUCUGAACCUUACCUUCUAGUGUAUGACUCCUAUCCUCUGACAGUAGUGGUAUCUGAUAAUGGUCAACCUAACUAUCAAUCCUCUGUAGUUAUCACAGUCAAUUUUCCCAUUAAUGCCUCAUCCCUGACCUUCAGCAGACCAUCCUACAGUGUGGUCAUAACAGAGACGUUUCCAAAGGAUCAGGUCAUCACAACUGUGCAGGCUAUUAACAGUAUUAAUACUUCCAGUAUUGUGUACAACAUGGAAGAUACAUCAGGACAUUUUAGUAUCAACUCUUUGACGGGUGAUGUGAUGUUGAUAAAAGAAAUCAGUUAUGUCAGCAAGUCUCAAUAUGUCUUUAACAUUACAGCUAAAGAUGACCUUACUGAAACUUUUGUACCACUGACAGUCAAUGUCUGGCCAGUCAACAGAUACCCUCCCCAAAUUCUUUCCACGGCACGCCAGGUGGAGGCUCAAAGAGACAAGGGGCAGAUUAUUAUCAAAAUUCUGGCAAAUGAUAGUGAUGCCAUAGGAACAAAUUUGACAUUCAAGUUAUUGACAUUUAAUGAUUUAUUUACAAUAAGUCAACAAGGGGACAUCAUGACCAUUGCCGACUCUGACAAAUACACCAACAACUCUUAUGCCAUCACUGUGGUUGUCUCUGAUAGUGGAGUACCAAGCUAUGAUACGGCAGUUGUCAUUACAGUCAACUUUCCUCCUCUACCUGCAGCAUUGGUAGCAGCAGCUGAAAUGAGCCCUGUAGCUGCCAUUGUCCUGGGGGUCUUAGCUGGAGUUUUCUUAAUUAUCAUUAUUGUCCUGGCACUUUUCAUAUUUAGAAGGAGACUAAGUGACAAGAAAAAUCUGGACAAAGCCAAGAAACCAACAUCAGCCAAUGAAACAAGAGCUCUGGCAUACAGACAGAAGCAAGGCACUUUAGGUCGACAAGCCAAAGUAAAUAUGGGUUUCAUAGAAGAAAUCACUGAGCUUGAUGUCAAUGUUCAGGAGAAUCCUUUGAAUGGAUCCAGUAAGGGAGCCUACUACAAUUUCAUUCAGGGUGAUCAGGAUAGUGUUUCCUUUGAUAUUCAGAAAAGUUCAGACACUGGAACUUAUUACAACACUGCUCUAAGUGAUCAAGACAGUGGGUCUGGUGAUAUCCAGGUUGAGACGACUGUAAGACCAGAAGGCAGUGACCAAGACUUUGUUAUCAUCAAUGGUAACUUAGAUAAACAGAGUGUGGCCAGUACAGACAGUGAUGAACAUUCACCUACAGUCAAACACUCGGUACCUCAGCUUUACAGAAAUGAGUCUUUGAGUACCAACCACGACAGUAGUGACAGUGACAUCAGCUACUCUCCAAGUCCUGUUGACACUAAUGGCAUGAAAAGAUUAUUGAUGCCUGGCUCUUUAGCCAGAACAAAAGUUCCAGAAGAAAGCCUGAGCUAUCAGGAUGACAACAGCAUUUCUCUUAAUAACUCAUCCAGCAUGGAGAAUGUGAAUUCCGAUGAUUUAAGUUAUUCUCCUGGUUAUCAAAAACAAGAGUUGACAGUCUAUUUUUAGUUUUAUAACUGAUCAAUUGAAUAUAGUUUUAAAUAUUUAAUCAAAAUGUAUUUAAUUUUGUUAUACAAUUGUGUUGAUGUGAUAUUAUUUUUUUAUGGUAUUGAAAGUUUUUAAAACCAUUAUUUUUGUUUUUCCUGAAAACAACUUUGGAUAGCUACUGUUCAAAUGUGUUCAUAUAUGUUGUAGAAUGAUAAGAAGACAGAUUGAAGACAAGACAUAUAGUUUGUUUUUAACAAAUAUUUUGAAUAAAAUUCUGACAGCUUUAUUAAAAUGAUUACCUAAAACAAUCCAAGAUAAAAAAAAAUAAUGGACUUCUUGAGGUAUAUUUUGUAUGACCAGUGUUAGUCAUUUGGUAUGGAUAAAUAAUUGUAAUGAACACACUGUUUAGACUUAAUAGAUUACAACAAGAUAUUUAAUACUACUUGUAAAUCUAGAAAAACAAAUUCUGCAGUAUAACAGGGUAACAAUGGCCAGUAAAGCUACUUUGAAAGAUAAUAAGAAAUUCUAAAUUUAUUUAGACUAAGCUAGUAGGCAAUUGACAAGUUUAUUAUUUUUUUUUGCUUUAUUUUCUUGAAAAUUAAAUGCAUGUUAAGAUGUUCCUUCCAGAAAAAAAAAAAGUUAUAUUGACUGCUUGCUAUAGAUUCUUUACAAAUAACAUUCAAACUCCAAAGUAUCUUAUCAUCAGUCUGGAACAAACCUCAUAGCCAAUUUUUGUUUCCUUUAAAAAAAUUAAGUCACAUUAAAGUUUUUGUGUACAUUGUUUUGAAUACCGGUAUGUAGGUAUGUAUUACUUGUCGCUAAGUAGUUGAAAUUGUGUGCAAAUUCAAGUAUAAAAAUGACUCAAACAAUAACAUUCCUAUAAACCAUUAUGUACUUUUUUUUCAUACCAAAUUUUUUUUACAUUUUCUUAAAAUGAAUUAAUUUUUAAGAAAGGUCAAAAUAAUGUGGAUAAAAUUGUGUAGUCCAGGAGAUAGAGAUGAAGCUCCUGACCCUGUGGCAUACCAUUGACUAGUCCACAACCAUAAUUGUGAUGUAAUGUUUAAAGUGAUCUUCAAAGGGUGGAGAAUGACUUUGUAAAUUAUCUUACAAUUUUAAGUCACUAAAUAUAGAUUGUAUAAAUUGUGGAGAAUGAUAUUAAUAUUUUUACCAACCUUUUUAAAAUAUUUCUUGUCAAAUUAUUUAUGAUUCUACUUUAUAUCUUAUUUAAAUGUGAUCCUAGUACAAAUAUAUGUAUAUAAAUAUAUAUAUAUUAAAUGUUUGUUCAUUGCUUUAAAUUGGCACUUUGUUACCAUGAAUUGUAGAUGUAAAUAUAGACACAUUGUUUACAUGAAUAAUAGUUGUAAAUAUAGACACAUUGUUUGCAUGAAUAAUAGUUGUAAAUAUAGACACCUUAUUUACAUAUUUAUAAAUAUCUACACUUUCUUUCCAUGUAAUAUAUUUGCUCAAAUGAAAAUAUUUAUGCAUCCUGCAUUAUAUCUAAAUACUUGUAAACUUUUCCACAAACUAAAAGAAUAUAGAGUUAAGUUGUUGUUUUUUUCUCAUCAGAAUAUUCAUUCUACUUAGGCUUUCUUAUUUUUAAAAGAUACCUAGAAUCUUAGUGAUUUUGCUUGACAAUUGAUAAAAUGUCCACUUCUUUUAUUUUGUCUGAAUUUAUUAUAUAGUCCAAGUUAGUACUUGCCUAUAAUUUGGUGACCUAUAGUUUAGUGAAGAUAGGAAAUAGUGUACAAAAAUGUAUCUUUUUUUUUUUUUUAAAUUUUGUUUAUCCAAUGUUUGAUCCGGUUGUGACAAAUAAACCCAGAUUUAGGGAGUUUUUUUCAGAAAAGCCAUCAGUAAAACAUACAUUACAGGCAUUUUGUUUUUAAUAUAUAGGAAUAAACUUAGGUCUAUUUCACACAUUUUUCAACAUAACCCUAAUUAUUUUUUUUACCACGAAUAGAGUUCCCAUGCAAUGGCAUUAAUAAGUUUAAUGAGCAGUUAAAGGAAAAUUGCAUAUUUAUUACUUUUAAAUUAAAAUAGUUUAAUUCACUUAAAAAAGUAUUAAUAUAAUGUUUCUAUUUUGCAACCCUUCCAUUGUAAUUUCUAAUAAUAUUCUUAGUAGACUAAGUAGUUACAAUACCACUCAGUUUUACAUUAAAGACCUGUUUGUUUAAAUAUAAUAGUUCCUAACUUUUUUUGUACAUACCAAAACAGAAUGUUGCAGUGAUAAGAUUUAAAGACUAGUACCAAGUUUAUUUCAUAAACAAAUGAUGAAAUAAGAUAUUUUUUUUUACUUUCUGAUCAUUUUGUUACAAUUUAUUUACAGUUUGUGAAUUUCUUGUUGUACAAAAUAAAAAAAAUUGUUUAUAAGAAAUAAUUUGA
This is a messenger RNA of Biomphalaria glabrata, 6005 nucleotides long. Its product is annotated as cadherin-related tumor suppressor-like. Lineage: Eukaryota; Metazoa; Mollusca; Gastropoda; Planorbidae. The transcript has 29 exons. The coding region runs from base 531 to 3647 and encodes 1038 amino acids. Gene Ontology annotation, cellular component: plasma membrane. The record is from RefSeq and is a predicted model, not a curated record. Gene Ontology annotation, biological process: homophilic cell-cell adhesion. Gene Ontology annotation, molecular function: calcium ion binding.